UUUCCGGAUAUCGAUGGAUGUCAUUUAUUCCGGAUGUCAUUUAUCGAAUAGAUAAUAUGCUUAUCACUGUAUCAGUCAUUUAUUGCUACAUAUAAAUGUAAAAGGGAAAAUAUGGCAAUUAAUCCGUGCUUUUGUUGGAAUAUCAAGGAUGGUACUGUUACUGUUGGCCUUUGGUCAUUGGUUUAUUCAUUGGCAUCAUUGGUACUAUUCGGCUGGCAGUUGAAUGUUAUCAGUUCUUGUCAGACGGUGACAAUGUCUCAAGCAAAUCUUCAAUGCGAAUAUUGGUGCCCAUGUGUUGGUGCAUCCCAUGAACGUACAAGUACCCUGAUACAGGGUGUACUCUAUUGUACAGUUGGUACUAUUCAGCUGGCAAUCUUACGCAAUCAAAUACCAUCGGGACAUUGCUUCCAAUCAACUAAUACCCGCCCAUAA
Messenger RNA from Loa loa (African eye worm), 432 nucleotides. RefSeq lists its product as hypothetical. Bases 112 to 432 code for a protein of 106 amino acids. The transcript has 3 exons. The record is from RefSeq and is a predicted model, not a curated record. NCBI's taxonomy places the organism in Eukaryota, Metazoa, Nematoda, Chromadorea, Rhabditida, Onchocercidae.